AUGAAAAAAGAAAAUAAAACGAAGAGGGAAAGUAGAGUAAUCAAGAACGAGAAGAAAGGUGUCCGACAUUAUUCGUAUUUCGAGUAUGCUGUGCUUAAGGUUUCAUCGACAGAGAAAAUCGAAGAUCAACAUUGUGCCAACAAAACAACAUGGACAGACAACAAAUAUCGGGGGGUGAGCUUACCAUUCCAUUACUAUGUAGGGACCCCAUUGUAG
Molecule: messenger RNA, 216 nt
Organism: Sclerotinia sclerotiorum 1980 UF-70
Lineage: Eukaryota; Fungi; Ascomycota; Leotiomycetes; Helotiales; Sclerotiniaceae
Exons: 2
Coding region: 1-216 (71 amino acids)
Source: RefSeq, a predicted model, not a curated record